ACAUAUUGCUUCACUCAAGUCUCUCCCUUAUCAUGUAUCAUAUAGUGAUAUAGAUAACAGAGUCAACAUCCCUAUUCCCUCAUUCCAAAAUAAGCAAACGCACCAUGAUCAACAACCAAGUAAACGAAUCCCAUGAAGAAUCAUCACCAUCAUCAUCACCAUUCUAUUGGUGGAAAUCGAUCCCUGAAUUCAAUUCCUUAAAUGGGUCUCAGAACUCAUCAUCCAUAUUCAAGGUAUUGAGAGAAAUGGAGAGGCUGUGUUGGAUCAGUGAAGAUGGGGUGGAUGAUCUUAAGCACAAACUCAUGAUCUACAAAUCUGGUGAUUUUUGGCUCCCGAUUGGUGGAAUUAACAAACAAGAUCUGGAUAUUCCUCCACUAAUUACUGUUUUGUUGCUUGGAUUGUCUGGUUCUGGGAAAAGCUCACUUGUCAAUCUUAUGUAUGCUGUUCUUGGCAGAUCUGGAAUCAUCCCGUUUUCUCAAACUUCAACGUUGGUUGCAGAUGAAUCACAAAAUAAUCCGACCAUGAUGCUUGAAGAACAUAACGUGUUACGAUCAACACGAAAUGGGUUUUGCAUAUACGAUUCAAGGGGAUUAGAUGUUAAUCGAAUGGAAGAAGGUCUGGAGGAGGUGAGCCGGUGGUUGACCGAUGGAGUCCGUCACAAUCAACAGUGUCGGUUCGGUGAAGAUGAUGUGGAGGUGAGAUUAAAUUGGUCCUCCAAUGGGUAUGUGAAACGGAAAGUGAAUUACGUGGCGGUGGUCGCCGAUUUAACGGUGGUCUACAAGGCUUUUUUCUGCGGUGGCGAUUUCACGCCAGUUUCGGCCAUUAAAUCCCUAUUCCAUUGUCCUUCGAUAAGGACAUCAAAUAUAGACCCACUUUUGAUCCUGACACAUGGUGAUAUGCUACAACCCGAGGAAAGGAUAAAUGGUCGAAUCAAAAUUUGUGCCUAUUUGGGGAUACCAGUAACAACUGGUGCAUACGACAUAGUAUGUCUUACAGAGCAAGGUAUAUUGCAUGAGGAAUCUGAUUCAAUCACGUCUUUUGCAUUGAUUGAAGCGAUUUAUCGGGGUUUGUUACAGUCGGAUCGAACUCAUUCUCCAAAGAAGAAGUAUAAAGAUUGGAUCAGAGAUUUUUUUGUGAAUGUUAUGUGUUCUUUAGCUUACUUCUUUGCUAUGCUUUCACGUAUUUUUGAGAGGUGGAGUGGUAAACGAAAUGAAGUUAAAUUCAUCAAAAUAUUAGAUAGAAAGACACGAUAGCAUGUGUUUUUUUCUGUUCAAAUAUCAUAUAGAUCGCGUUUCUUAUUUCUAAUUAUACGUUAAUACUAUGUACAACUUCGUUUCCUUUUCUGUA
This is a messenger RNA of Cynara cardunculus var. scolymus (artichoke), 1347 nucleotides long. RefSeq lists its product as uncharacterized. The coding region runs from base 105 to 1253 and encodes 382 amino acids. The transcript is spliced from 3 exons. Lineage: Eukaryota; Viridiplantae; Streptophyta; Magnoliopsida; Asterales; Asteraceae. The record is from RefSeq and is a predicted model, not a curated record.